This is a messenger RNA of Glossina fuscipes, 906 nucleotides long. RefSeq lists its product as uncharacterized. The transcript is spliced from 4 exons. The coding region runs from base 445 to 762 and encodes 105 amino acids. Gene Ontology annotation, cellular component: BORC complex. NCBI's taxonomy places the organism in Eukaryota, Metazoa, Arthropoda, Insecta, Diptera, Glossinidae. The record is from RefSeq and is a predicted model, not a curated record.
CUAAGAAUUUCAUUGAUAUUUAUUUAAUAAAUAUAACUCUCUGCUAGCGUGUCUGUACUUGAUUAACAAUGUGUAUGAACAGGUUCAGUAGUGAAAGAUGUGAAUAAAGUCGUAGAGUUCGUAAUAAAUUUAAGUGUUAUGUUAAACAUUUAAUCCAAAUUUAUUGUGCGUUAGUGUUGCUUGUAAUCUUCGUCACUGUUUGAUAUUCUCUUUUGAUAUACAUGUAGCUGGUGCGAGUAAUAGAAGCUUUUGUAUUAAACUUCAUGUAAAUACAUGUAUGAAAUUUGAUUUUUCAUUGUGUGGAGAAAAUAAAAUUUAGAAUCUUCGCGUCAUAAAAGAGCUGAAUUCAAAUAUAUAUCAAAGCAGAGAAUUAGGUAAAAAUUUGUUAAAAAGAGUACUGCCAACCCGCAUAGAUUUUGUAGAAAAAAAGCCGUUAUUUUGAAAAUGGCGUCAGCUUCCAGUAGUAGUGCCAGGCACCUGUUUGAUGAAAGCAAAAAACGAUUAUGUGCUCGGGUAGCAAUCAAUGUGAACAAUUUAGGUUCGGUGGCACGACAAGUUGUGCGCGGUUCGAAAUCGAAUGAGCUUUUAAAUCAAUCAUUGCGCAAUUUUACUCAAGUGGACAUUGUCUCCGAUUAUAGCGCACAAAAUUUGAAUAAAAUGUCAUUAAUUUUGCAACAUGUCAGCUAUCACUACGAUGCAAUGAAUGAUAGCUGUCAUCAUUUGGAUUAUUUAAAGGAGCAAGUAACGGCUAUGGAAAGAUGACUGGAAAGGCAUUAAAAAUAUAUAAAACAGUAUCGUCUGUGCAAUAUGAAAAUAAAAAAGUAUUUAUCCAAUAUGAAAUAUAAUUUUUCUUUUUUAUCUCAUGAAACUAUUAAGUAAGUUGGCAAUUUUUUUCCAUAAAUGUGA